AUGGGGGCCUGUCUCGGCGUCUGCUCCCUGCUCAGCUGCGUGUCCUGUCUCUGCGGCUCCGCGCCAUGCCUGCUCUGUGGCUGCUGCCCCUCGGCCAAGAACUCCACCGUCUCCCGCCUCCUCUUCACCUUCUUCCUCUUCCUCGGCACCCUCGUGUCCAUCAUUAUGAUAAUCCCCGGCGUGGAGAAGGAGCUGCACAAGCUCCCCGGCUUCUGUGAAGGCAGCGGGUCGGUCCUGGGGGUCCAGACCCACGUCAACUGCGGCAGCUUCCUGGGCCACAAAGCCGUGUACCGCAUGGGCUUCGCCAUGGCCGCCUUCUUCUUCCUCUUCGCCGUGAUCAUGGUGUGCGUGCGCAGCAGCAAGGACCCGCGAGCCGCCGUGCAGAAUGGCUUCUGGUUCUUCAAGUUCCUGGUGCUGGUGGGGAUCACAGUGGGGGCCUUCUACAUCCCCGACGGUGCCUUCACCUCAGUCUGGUUUUACUUUGGUGUGGUCGGCUCCUUCCUCUUCAUCCUCAUCCAGCUCGUCCUCCUCAUCGACUUUGCCCACUCCUGGAGCCAGCUGUGGCUGCGCAACGCGGGCGAGGGCAACGCCAAGGGCUGGUACGCAGCCCUUUGCAUCGUCACCUUCAUCUUCUACGCCACCUCCAUUGCGGCCAUAGUGCUGCUCUAUGUCUACUACACCAAGCCCGAGGGCUGCACGGAGGGCAAGGUCCUCAUCAGCAUCAACUUCAUCCUCUGCCUCAUCCUCUCUGCUGUGUCCAUACUGCCCAAGAUCCAGGAUGCUCAGCCACACUCCGGGCUGCUGCAGGCGUCCCUCAUCACCCUCUACACCAUCUAUGUCACCUGGUCCGCCCUGGCCAACGUACCAACCCAGACCUGUAACCCCACACUGCUGGUGAGGAACAGCACCGGCUCGGCGACGGCCACCCAGCCGCUGACAACCUGGUGGGACGCCCCGAGCAUUGUGGGGCUGAUCAUCUUCAUCCUCUGCACCCUCUUCAUCAGCGUCCGCUCCUCGGACCACCCACAGGUCAACAAGCUGAUGCUGACGGAGGAAAGCGCGGCGGGGGCGGGCGGCGAGGCGGCGGCCAUGGAGAGCGGGCUGCACCGCGCCUACGACAACGAGCAGGACGGUGUGUCCUACAACUACACCUUCUUCCACCUCUGCCUCCUCCUCGCCGCCCUCUACAUCAUGAUGACCCUCACCAACUGGUACAGGCCGGACGAGAGCUUGCGGGUGCUGACGAGCCCCUGGACGGCCGUGUGGGUGAAGAUCUGCUCCAGCUGGGCCGGGCUCCUGCUCUACCUCUGGACGUUGGUGGCUCCGCUGGUGCUGCCAGACCGGGACUUCAGCUAAGGUGGCCCCGGGCAUCCUGCUGCCAGGUCGGAGCCAUUGUGGCCUUGUCCCUCGAGGCCGGGGACGG
Molecule: messenger RNA, 1423 nt
Organism: Gymnogyps californianus (California condor)
Lineage: Eukaryota; Metazoa; Chordata; Aves; Accipitriformes; Cathartidae
Gene: SERINC2
Product: serine incorporator 2
Exons: 10
Coding region: 1-1356 (451 amino acids)
Cellular component (GO): membrane
Source: RefSeq, a predicted model, not a curated record